This is a messenger RNA of Solanum dulcamara, 3019 nucleotides long. RefSeq names its product probable leucine-rich repeat receptor-like protein kinase At1g35710. The record is from RefSeq and is a predicted model, not a curated record. Bases 36 to 2909 code for a protein of 957 amino acids. Gene Ontology annotation, molecular function: ATP binding; protein binding; protein kinase activity. Gene Ontology annotation, biological process: protein phosphorylation. The transcript has 2 exons. Lineage: Eukaryota; Viridiplantae; Streptophyta; Magnoliopsida; Solanales; Solanaceae.
CUAAUGAGUUGGGAAAUUUGAAAAACCUCAAUGAUAUGGCGCUAUCCGAUAAUCAGCUUAGUGGUUCAAUUCCAACCACUUUAGGCGAUUUAAUGGAGCUUGAAACUCUCUACCUUUAUUCUAACCAACUUUCUGGUCCCAUUCCUAGUGAGUUGGGGAAUUUGAAAAAUCUCAAUGAGAUGGAGCUAUCCGAUAAUCAGCUUAGUGGUUCAAUUCCAACCACUUUAGGCGAUUUAAUUGGCCUCAAAAUUCUGUACCUUCAUUCUAACCAACUUUCUGGUCCCAUUCCUACUGAGUUGGGGAAUUUGAAAAACCUCAAUGAUAUGGAGCUAUCCCAUAAUCAGCUUAGUGGUUCAAUUCCAACCACUUUAGGCGAUUUAACUGGCCUCAAAAUUCUGUACCUUCAUUCUAACCAACUUUCUGGUCCCAUUCCUACUGAGUUGGGGAAUUUGAAAAACCUCAAUGAUAUGGAGCUAUCCGAUAAUCAGCUUAGUGGUUCAAUUCCAACCACUUUAGGCGAUUUAACGGAGCUCAAAAUUCUGUACCUUGAUUCUAACCAACUUUCUGGUCCCAUUCCUAGUGAGUUGGGGAAUUUGAAAAACCUUAAUGAUAUGAUGCUUUCCGAUAAUCAGCUUAGUGGUUCAAUUCCAACCACUUUAGGCGAUUUAACGGAGCUCAAAAUUCUGUACCUUGAUUCUAACCAACUUUCUGGUCCCAUUCCUAGUGAGUUGGGGAAUUUGAAAAACCUCAAUGUUAUGGAGCUAAACAAUAAUCAGCUUAGUGGUUCAAUUCCAACCACUUUAGGCGAUUUAAUUGACCUCAAAAUUCUGUACCUUCAUUCUAACCAACUUUCUGGUCCCAUUCCAAACGAACUUGCAUAUUUGGAUAACUUGGUUUCCUUGUCAAUGUCUCGCAAUGACUUUUCAGGCCAGUUGCCCGAGCGGCUUUGCCAAGGUGGGAAACUUGAGAACUUAACAGUCAAUAGUAAUAAUCUUACAGGGCCAAUCCCAAGAAGCUUGAGCAAGUGCUCGAGUUUGAAAAGGGUUCGCUUCAAUAACAACAGUUUUAGUGGGAAUUUAUCUGAUGCUUUUGGCAUCCAUCCAGAACUUCUGUUCAUUGAUUUGAGUGACAAUGAUUUUCAUGGUGAACUCAGCAGCAACUGGGGGAAAUGCAAAAAAUUGACUGAUCUGCGGAUAGCCAGAAAUAACAUUGGUGGCAGCAUACCACAAGAAAUUGGAAACAUCAAAGGGCUUCUAGGACUAGAUCUUUCAUCUAAUCAUUUGAUUGGGCAGAUUCCAAAGGAAUUUGGAAAAUUAACCUCUCUGGUUAAUCUUUUUGUGCAAAACAACUAUAUUUCAGGCAAUAUGCCUCGGGAACUUGGGUCACUGAUAAAGUUAGAGUCCCUCGAUCUGUCAGACAACAGAUUGAAUGGGUCGAUCCCAACGUUUAUAGGAGAUUUCAUGCACUUGUUUCAGUUGAACCUGAGCAAUAACAAAUUUGGCCAAAAUAUUCCAAUGGAGAUAGGGAGGAUAACUCAGCUUAAUGUACUUGAUUUGAGCCAUAAUCUUCUGGUUGGAGAUAUGCCCCCUCAGUUAGCCAAUUUGAAGGUGUUGGUAAACUUAAAUCUUUCCCACAAUGGCCUAUCUGGGUGCAUUCCGGAAGAACUCGAAAGUUUGACUGGUUUGCAGGAUGUCGUAUUGUCAUACAAUGAGUUGGAGGGUUCAAUCCCUAAUAAUAAAGCUUUUAUUAAUGCUUCAUUAGAAGGUAAUAAAGGUCUUUGCGGCAAUGUAACUGGAUUUCAGCCCUGCAAAAGACCAUCUUCUGUGGUGAAGAAGCACUCAUUGGCGAAGGGAAGUAAACUCAUCCUCAUCACUGUACUUCCUGUUAUGGGAGCACUAGUUCUACUCUGUGUUUUCAUUGGUGUUCCGUUUAUGUGUGAUAAAAGAAGGAAAAUUGGAGAUGUUGAAAGAAGGGAUGAUGGUUGGCUUUCAAUAUCCAUGUUAGAUGGAAAGGCAUUGUACAGGGACAUCUUAAACGCCACAGAAGAGUUUGAUGCAAAAUUUUGCAUCGGGCAGGGAGGACACGGAAGCGCUUACAAGGUAAACCUUCCAUCAUUAGGGAAUAUAGCUGUGAAGAGACUUCAUUCUUCAUUUGAGAAUACACAUCCCAAAAGCUUCAUGAAUGAAGUAAGGGCAUUGACUGGGAUCAAGCACCGGAACAUUGUGAACCUCUACGGCUAUUGUUCGAAUGCACAUCACUCAUUCUUGGUUUAUGAGUAUGUGGAGAGGGGGAGUUUGUCUAGUAUUUUGAGCAAUGAAGUUGAGUCCAAGAAAUUGGAUUGGCUUAAAAGGGUGAAUAUCAUCAAAGGUGUUGCUUUUGCUUUAUCUUACAUGCACCAGGAUUGUUCACCACCAAUUGUUCAUCGAGACAUAUCAAGCAGUAAUGUUUUGCUUGACUCCGAGUAUGAAGCUCGUGUUUCAGAUUUUGGCAUAGCUAAGCUUCUCAAGCCAGACUCAUCCAACUGCACUACGCUAGCAGGCACAUAUGGCUAUGUUGCACCUGAGCUUGCAUAUACUAUGAAGGUUACGCAAAUGUGUGAUGUGUAUAGCUUUGGAGUAUUAUCAUUGGAGAUAAUCAGAGGAAAGCAUCUUGGGGAAUACAUUACUGUGCUAGCAAAUUCAUCGAUUAUAGAUCAUGAGCAGCUUAGCGAUUUGCUGGAUGAACGUCUUCCAUAUCCUGAAGAUAGAGUAAAAGAGGUUUUGGUUUUUAUCAUCAAGCUAGCAUGCUCUUGUUUGCUUGAAACUCCAAAAUCAAGGCCAACAAUGCACUUCAUAUCUCAUAAGUUAUCAUCAAUGGAUGCACGUCCACAUACUCGUCAGAGAAAUCCCCAUGUAAGGCGAGCUACAUAAUCCCUGAUAUGUAUCAAACUAACAUCUCAAUAAACAGAAAUUGUGGUUGUAAAAUAUUGGAGAUAUUUCACUAGAGAAGUAAAUUUCUUCUGCUUCUUUGGCCUUCAGAA